AAAUUUUGGUGGAAGCCGAGUAUCUCUCGGUCGACCCGUACAUGCGCGCUUACAACACACACCUACCCCUGGGCAGUACAAUGCUUGGGGGACAAGUGGCGAAAAUUAUCGAGUCAAAGAAUCCAGAGUUUCCAGUUGGCAAACGGAUUCACGGGUACUUUGGCUGGACGACUCACAACGUCCUGAAUCCCGAUGAACCGUCGAAGGACUUAUUCAACGCCAAACCGUACAUUGUGCCCGAUUUUGGGGAUUUGCCGGCUUCGCUUGCCCUGGGGAUGCUCGGGAUGCCCGGAAACACAGCUUUGUACGGAUUCCUGGAGAUAUGCAAGCCAAAAGCCGGCGAAACUGUGGUGGUAACUAGCGCUGCUGGUGCAGUGGGGUCUCACGUUGGACAAAUAGCAAAGAUGCACGGUCUCAAAGUUAUCGGUAUUACCGGUUCAGCGGAAAAAUGCAAAUGGCUCGUUGAUGAUUUGGGCUUCGAUCACGCGAUCAAUUACAAGACCGACGACGUCGCUGCUGCUCUGAAACAGGCUGCUCCCGACGGAGUCGAUUGCUAUUUCGACAAU
Copidosoma floridanum is the source of this 566-nucleotide messenger RNA. Its product is annotated as prostaglandin reductase 1. Gene Ontology annotation, biological process: prostaglandin metabolic process. Gene Ontology annotation, molecular function: 2-alkenal reductase [NAD(P)H] activity; 15-oxoprostaglandin 13-reductase [NAD(P)+] activity. The record is from RefSeq and is a predicted model, not a curated record. Gene Ontology annotation, cellular component: cytoplasm. NCBI's taxonomy places the organism in Eukaryota, Metazoa, Arthropoda, Insecta, Hymenoptera, Encyrtidae.